This is a messenger RNA of Cajanus cajan (pigeon pea), 1356 nucleotides long. Its product is annotated as two-pore potassium channel 1. Gene Ontology annotation, cellular component: plant-type vacuole membrane; plasma membrane. The record is from RefSeq and is a predicted model, not a curated record. Lineage: Eukaryota; Viridiplantae; Streptophyta; Magnoliopsida; Fabales; Fabaceae. Gene Ontology annotation, molecular function: calcium ion binding; potassium ion leak channel activity; outward rectifier potassium channel activity. Gene Ontology annotation, biological process: stabilization of membrane potential; potassium ion transmembrane transport.
AUUGGCUUUUUGUUAUGAAUUCUAACCUUUCUCAAAGGGUGAAGAGAACAUUAGAAUUCUCCUUUUGGUUAAUCUAAUAGAAUUCCAGAAGUUUGAUCACCAAUUCCUUUUCUGAACAAGUUGAUCUACUAAAAACUCUCAGGUGGCAUGCUAACAUAUGAAGGUUUUUAAGAAAGCUGAUGGGUAGUAUUGAUGAGAGUCGACAAUCAUUACUUUCAGAAUCAAGAGAUAAUUCUCUUCUGAAUGAGAAAAAUGACCUCCAAAGGGGAAGGCCUCAACGUGGCAAUUCUUCAGAGAAAGAAGAAAAUGGUGUCCAAAACCCUUCACACCCUCAACACACAGAUGCAUUACCACAAGCAGAAUUUAAUUUCAAGCCAGUGUGCUUAUGGCUAGCUGCAUACUUAGGUGGAGGAACCCUUUGCUUCCUUCUCGCAAGCAAUCAUAUAAAUGGCAUAAAAACCAAUGGAUUUCUUGAUGCCAUUUACUUCUGUGUUGUGACAAUGACAACUGUUGGAUAUGGAGAUCUUGUGCCAGAUAGCAAUUUGGCAAAACUUCUUGCAUGCAUUUAUGUCUUCAGUGGCAUGGCUCUUGUUGGCAUAAUUCUCAGCAAGGCAGCAGAUUACAUUGUUGAAAAACAGGAAAUAUUCUUAGUUAGAACCUUAAGGAAGGGUGAAAAUGUUGAAGAGCUUACCAAAGAGGUUGAAUCUAACAGAGUUAAAUACAAAUUCAUGCUGACAGCAUCCAUCUUUUUGGUGCUUAUGAUUGUAGGAAUUAUUUUUCUCUAUUUUGUUGAAAAUCUAGAUUUUGUUGAUGCCCUCUAUUGUGUUUGUUCCACAGUCACUACUUUAGGGUAUGGAGAUAAGAGCUUCUCAACUACUAUUGGUCGUUUCUUUGCUGUGUUCUGGAUAUUGAGCAGCACCAUUUGCUUAGCUCAAUCUUUUGCUUAUCUUGCUGAACUUUAUACUGAAAAAAGACAAAAAUCACUCGCAAAAAAAGUUCUUUCACGAAAAUUUUCACUCAUUGAUCUUGAGGCAGCUGAUCUUGAUGGAGACCAUGUUGUCAGUCCUACAGAGUUCGCUUUGUACAAGUUGAAGGAAAUGGGAAAGAUCAGACAAGAAGAUAUUUUAGUUGUGAUGGAUCAUUUUAGAAAACUAGAUUUUGAUCAAUCAGGAACCCUGACAGAAGCUGAUCUCAGAUCAUGAAUUUCGAUCUACAUUUAACCUUUGUCAUUGGUAUCAUCUUUUAUACACUUACUUGAGGCGUUUCAAAGUAUUCUUGUAGGACCUGUACUCUACGUAAGCAACAAGCAUAUAUGAAGAGUGCUUGGUGAAAAAUAAUAUUGUUUUAAACUUUUAA